AUGUAAAUUAAUAUUAAAAUUGGGUAUUUCAUUUACUUAUUUAAAUAGUUUUUAUAAAUUGCUUUUGAUGAUUUAAGCAAGCAAGUAAAAAAUAUUUCAAAGUAAAGCUCUAAAGAAACAUUUGUUGCGCCUAGUGUAAAGCAAAAAAGUUAAGCAAAUUAAAUUGAGGCUCAAAAACGCUAAAAAUACCAAAAACUAUGUAAAAUUGAAUUGAGGGUCAUCAUGAAAUAGAAAAACUUUGCACAAUUAAGGUUUAGCCCUCUGUAAUAAAAAAUUAACAGAUUGAAAAAAGGAGGUAAAGAAUUUAAGUAGAGACUUGAAUUUAAAAGAAGUCCGAAUGACGCAACUUCUGAUUUGCCUCUUUGA
Molecule: messenger RNA, 366 nt
Organism: Tetrahymena thermophila SB210
Lineage: Eukaryota; Ciliophora; Oligohymenophorea; Hymenostomatida; Tetrahymenidae
Exons: 3
Source: RefSeq, a predicted model, not a curated record